ACAAAUGUUCAUAAAUAUCAACAUAUAUGACAUAUACACACACACACACCAUAAAAAAAGCUUAAAUUGAUGGAUGAUGAAUAUUAGCCACAGAGUUUAUGGACAGGUUCUUGUUAACCUAAUCCAAACAUACUAUUAAAAGCAUUAAUUGAAAACUUCCCUUCCCUUCCCUUCCCAUCUUCCCUUACCAAGUUGCAAUUACAGAAUGAUUAAUUUCUAUGUUAUCUUUUCACCUACAUCUUUCCCCUUCCCUUACCAGCAUGCCAAUUGCCCCGGCCCUCUUCGGUUCAUGUUAAUCCCGUUGUCGUCUUUCCUUAAACAAAAACAAAAGAAAAAAAACUUAUUUUACUUGACAUUGUUUUCCACCUACAUUGUCAGCUCAUCGGAGCAGAAAUGACAUACUUUUGCAAAAUGACAGAGGAAAUGGAGGUGCAAAUCCUAGCAAGGCUGCCUCCCAAAUCCCUAAUGCGAUUCAAAUGUGUGUGUAAAUCAUGGCACGCUCUCCUCAAUAACCCCCAUUUUGUAGCCAAGCACCUUCACUUGUACAACAACCAACCUUCCUCGACUUGCAUCCUCUUCAAGCGUUCUGUCCUCAGCAGGACAGAACACAACAAGGAGGAGCUCGUAUUCACAUUCCUUAAUCUUCGCAACGACAACAAAAGCAAUGCUGAUCAUAACCUUAUCAAUUGUAACGUUGAGGACCUCCAUUUCCCACGUUCUAUGGGUUUAAAAAGUAGGGGCCAAUUCAUUGAGCUCCCUGGUUUGGAGCUUGGUGAAUCUGUCCACAUUGUAGGUCAUUGUGAUGGGUUGUUUUGUUUGUCUCUUUACACUGGAGAACUUGUUUUCUAUAAUCCAGCUAUCAAGGAGUUUAGGGUUCUUCCCCAAUCAUGCCUUGAAGAUGCCUUCUCAUGCACUUUGGGGUUUGGCUAUGAUCCCAAACGUAAAGAUUAUGUACUUCUCAGCAUUAUGUCUUAUGGGGAGGAAAUAUUGGAUGACGAGCGUCUCGUCAUCCAUCCUCCCCAAGCAGAAAUAUACACAUUGAGCACUAAUUCUUGGAGGGAGAUUGAGACUCAUUACUUGGAAACAGAAACGACCUACUUUUGGGGCAAUGAGACUUUCUCGACCUAUUUCAAUGGAGUGUUUUAUUGGUUGGGGUAUGAGGAGAAAAAGGAGUUUGUGUCUUUCUAUGACAGGCUUGAGGAGGAAAAGAAGCAAGUGAUCAUUUUGUUUGACACAUUUGAUGAAGUUUUUCACAAUAUGCCACUUCCGGAUUGUUUCUAUGAGUUUCCAACUCAUGAAAUGUCCCUUACGGUGUGGAACGAAUCCAUUGACACCAUUGCUCUUUUCGGGUUUUAUCGUUGCGAAUUUGAAACCUUUGAGGUUUGGGUGAUGGAUGAGUUUGAUGGGUGGACAAAACACUUAUCUGUUGUGCCCAAAGUGGAUCAGGAGGUGGAUAUACCAUUGGCACUUUGGAGGAGGAACGAGGUUCUUUUGGUUGACAGAGAUGGACGCAUAUUCAGCUACAACUUCCAUACCGAAAAUCUUAAGUUUUUCCCUGUUCAUGGUGUAUCCAGAGGAGAUUUUCAGGCUGUUGUUUGUGUUAAUAGUAUAGUUCCAGUCAAAUGA
This is a messenger RNA of Prunus persica (peach), 1626 nucleotides long. RefSeq names its product F-box/kelch-repeat protein At3g06240. Bases 394 to 1626 code for a protein of 410 amino acids. The transcript is spliced from 2 exons. Gene Ontology annotation, molecular function: protein binding. The record is from RefSeq and is a predicted model, not a curated record. NCBI's taxonomy places the organism in Eukaryota, Viridiplantae, Streptophyta, Magnoliopsida, Rosales, Rosaceae.